AUGACUGGAAAAAAGGUUCUGCAAACAGUUCCGGCGACAAUGAAGGAUAGUUCAGUAGAAUGGGAGCCCAUAAAGGAAGGAUAUAAAGUGAAACUGAGAACUAAAGGAGGUAAAUUCUUGAGGGCUAAUGGCGCAACGCCGCCGUGGAGAAAUUCUAUAACUCAUGAUCUGCCGCACAGAACCGCCACCCAGGAUUGGGUUCUGUGGGAGGUGGAGGUGGUGGAUAUAUCUGUAUUGAAUAACGAGUAUAUAUCGAGCUGCGCCUCCAGUUUUUCGUCGGAAUAUGACUAUUCGGAUUCAAACACUCGUUCUCCAUCAAUUACCUACGGGAGCCGGGAGAAUAGCUUGCAAUCCGGCGCCACGCCAGAGAGUCGUCGGCCGUCAAUCGUCGCUUCUCAGAGCCGCUGGCCAUCGAUUGCAUCGGAUACGUCCUCACACACAAGUGGAAGACAGGGUGGAAUGGAGUUCUUCAACAAAGCUAAAGCAGUUAGACUCCAAGGUCAUCUCGGCAAGUACCUGGUAGCAGAAGAAGACGAAGAAACAGUCCGGCAGAGCCGCAAUGGUGCUUCACAUAAGGCUCGAUGGACAGUUGAAUUCAUCGAAGGAAAAAACACCGUAAUCCGCCUUAAGAGCUGCCACGGAUGUUACCUCACAGCAGUGGAUGAGCCAUUUCUUCUCGGCAUGACCGGGAAAAAGGUUCUGCAAACUAUUCCGACAUCAAAAAUGGACACUUCAAUUGAAUGGGAGCCCGUAAAAGAAGGGAAUUAUGUGAAACUAAUGACUAGGGAAGGGAAGUUCUUAAGGGCUAAUUGGGGAACGCCGCCAUGGAGGAAUUCAUUAACUCAUGAUAUUCCUCAUAGAACUGCAACUCAAAACUGGGUCUUGUGGGGAGUGGAUAUUGUGGAUAUUUCCAUAUCGGAUUCGGAUCCGGGGUCGAGUUUUUCUUCGUUGCCGGAGGAUAAUACCGGUUCACAGGAUACAGGGUCGCCGACUAUCAAUCUAGAAGGAGACAGAGAGUUCUUGCCUGUAGUCGGAGAUGGUGCAGUGGGGAAAUCUGGCGGUGGAGGUGCUGGAGGAGAAGAAUCUGCUACGGAAGGGGAUAUCGAGGGAGUAGCGGGAGAGCUCUUCACUGGCAGUUGGGGGAAGGGGAAUAUUCCAACGAAUCUACGGCGAUUGUACAGUGAAAAUGAUGGUGAGAAGGAGGGUCAGAGAGAGUGA
Molecule: messenger RNA, 1218 nt
Organism: Fraxinus pennsylvanica
Lineage: Eukaryota; Viridiplantae; Streptophyta; Magnoliopsida; Lamiales; Oleaceae
Source: the annotation of a GenBank genome assembly